UGCCCCCCCCAUGGAGCACCAGCCAUGGCUAACGGGUACCGCACGCUGUCCCAGCACCUCAACGACCUCAAGAAGGAGAACUUCAGCCUCAAACUCCGCAUUUACUUCCUGGAGGAGCGCGUGCAGCAGAAGGGAGAGGGCAGCCGGGACGAUGUCUACCGGCGGGUGAGCGCGCCCGUGGGGACGGGGAUGGGGCAGGUGCUGCCGGAUGGGAUAUCACUCCAAUGCUGUCCUUUUGGGGAUGGGGGCACACAGCUGUCACUGUGGGUCAGGGAUCCCAGUGAGUAGUGGAGCUGGGGGGAAUUUGCCUCUCACUGCUUUUGACCGGAGCAGGGAAAUGGGAUGGGGAGAACAGGAUCUGCUCUGCUGGUGGUAGAGACCCCUGUGCCCCGUUACAUGAUGGACACCCCAUGCCUGUGCCUCGUCAUGUGGGGUUCACCCCGUGUCCGUGCUUCAUCACACAGGGGGGACACCCCAUGUCUGUGUCCUGGAAUGAGGGACACCCCAUGUCUAUCCCCUAAAAUCAGCAGCAGGGAGCCAGCAUGAUAAACAAUCUAACUGCUGCAACAGCUGUGCUGGGUGGAUGGGUCCCUGCU
Phasianus colchicus (ring-necked pheasant) is the source of this 596-nucleotide messenger RNA. The record is from RefSeq and is a predicted model, not a curated record. NCBI's taxonomy places the organism in Eukaryota, Metazoa, Chordata, Aves, Galliformes, Phasianidae.